This is a messenger RNA of Diorhabda sublineata, 2817 nucleotides long. RefSeq names its product 39S ribosomal protein L15, mitochondrial (gene mRpL15). Lineage: Eukaryota; Metazoa; Arthropoda; Insecta; Coleoptera; Chrysomelidae. Gene Ontology annotation, cellular component: mitochondrial large ribosomal subunit. The coding region runs from base 100 to 978 and encodes 292 amino acids. The record is from RefSeq and is a predicted model, not a curated record. Gene Ontology annotation, biological process: translation. The transcript has 4 exons. Gene Ontology annotation, molecular function: structural constituent of ribosome.
AGACAAUUCUAACCUAUUUUGAUUUGGUAGUUAAUGUUUUUAGAUUGUACGUAGUGUUGAUAUAAUUUCAAUAAUUAUAUUUAACGACUUAAACGAAUUAUGAGUAAUACUACUGAGAAAGCUCUGAGUCUUCUUCGUUAUUUACCGAGAGUAUGUAUCGGUAAUAUCAGAGAUAAUCCUGGAUCUAAACAGCGAAGUAAAAGAGGUAGAGCUCAACAUGGAGGAGAUUAUCAUGGAGAUGGUAAUAAAGGUUCAAAAGCAAGACAAAAUUUUACAAGAUUAGGUUACGAAACGGGAAAUAAUCCUUUCUAUUUACGUUUUCCUUGGGAACCAUAUUAUAAAGGACAUCACUUAAAACGAGAAUAUCCUCCUUUAUCAAUGUUAGAUCUUCAAAAACUGAUUGAUACAAACAGAAUUGAUAGCACAAAACCAGUGGACCUAGUAGCAAUAUUAAAUACUGGUCUCUUUAAACUCUUCCCAGAUCAAAGACAAUUUGGUGUACAAUUAACAGAUGAAGGUGCUGAUAUAUUUGAAGCAAAGAUAAAUUUGGAAGUUCAAUGGGCAAGUGAAAAUGUUAUUGCUGCAAUUGAAAGAAGGGGAGGGAUAAUCACUACUGCUUAUUAUGAUCCCCAUAGUUUGCAAGCAAUGGUUAAUAGUAAGAAAUUUUUUGAAAGAGGAAUUCCAAUUCCACGUAGAAUGAUGCCUCCUCCUGAUGCAAUUGAGUAUUACUCAGAUGCUUCCAAAAGAGGAUACUUAGCAGAUCCUGAUAAAAUAUCAGAAGAACGUUUAGUAUUGGCACAAAAAUAUGGAUAUACAUUACCAAAAAUAGAAGACGACCCUCAAUAUGAUAUGUUAAUGGAAAGAAAGGAUCCUCGUCAGAUAUUUUAUGGCUUGCAUCCUGGUUGGGUAGUGAAUUUGAAGGAUAAAGUCAUACUUAAACCCCUUGAAGAAGAAUUAAAAGAAUAUUAUACUUCAUAGAUCAUUCUUGUUACUAACUAGUUUGUAUAUAGAGCAAUAAAUUUUAAAUAAUUAUUCAUAACUAACUAGUGUAACCUUAAAUUAUCCUGAAAUGUUCAAGUGCAGUCCCACAUUAUCUUAGAAUAACCAAAUAAAAACUAUAAGUUUCUAGUGAAUGAAGAUCACCUUUGACACCUGAAUUCCCUCAUUCUGAUUUCACUUUUCUUUGAUUUUUGAACCAUAUGCCACUAUUCCAUCAAAAUGAGCUGAAGCAACAUGUUUAUUAGGUAAUAUUUUUGGUGGUAAAAAAUUAAUCUGAUUAUGAUUUUUAUUUACAUACUUCAAUUUUGGUACUGUAUUUGAAUAUUCUAUAAUAUGGUAAUAAUACACUGGUUCCAUUAUUCCCUCUAAUAUAUUCUAAACAAUCACUUAGAAACUUAUAUGUCUUUACUCAGGGGUGCAACAACGUGGAGUACCAGUGUCCACUCCAUUUCUCCUUAAAACAAAGUGACUCAUUUUAAAAUUACAUGAAGCAGGCAAACUCAUGUAACUCAAGGUGCUUUUACUAUAAUGCUGCAAAUCUACUUAGCCAGUCAUGAAUCCCGGUAGUAAAAAAACUGAUUUCAAUUGCAUUGGGUGACACGAAUGUGUCAUUAGUAGAUAUAUGUGGGUAUUGCAUUGUCUACUGAAAAUAUAAAAUGUUUAUUUGGUUUGUCCGAACUUGUGGAAAAAUAUUGGAUUUGAUGUAAAAAAAAAGAAACUAUUUUAAUCUGGCUAUAUGUUUUUCAGAAUAUUUCGGUGAACUAAUAAAACUUAUUUCGUUCUUAUUUUUCUAUUUCAAAGUAAUCUGUUGCAUUUCUGUGGUUUCGUAAUUUGUAGUCCUCUAUCUUUCUUUCCUUUCACAAAGUUUAAAACUAUCAUCGUAUAUCCUAGGGAUUUGGAUGCAGUUGUGUUGAAAGUACUACAGUUAUAUUUGUGCGCAUGUGUAUUGUUGUGCGUAGAGCGCAUGUUCUCUUGUAUGUGUGUAAGAGCUCAUGCACAUGACGUGUGCCUUGAGAGGUCCUAGUUCUAUGUAAAAUAUUCUAUUGUACAGAUGCACAGAACAUACCACAAAUUUACUUCUGCCAUCUACUAAUCGUAACGCUAGUGCAAUAAAAAUGUGUCAUUACUGUCAAUGUCAAUAUGUCAUUUAAGCUGGAAUUUCUGGAACUGUUGGCGAUAUUCACUGUGAGUGUUGGAGUAAACAGUUUAUUCAGUAUAAUAUGAUUCUGAUUUCCCGCCACAUUUCAUUCAGAUUUUGGUAUACAGUAAUUUAUAAUUAUGAUUUUCUUGUUGAAAUUCAGUUUGAUCGGAGAAUAUAUGUUUCUCAGCUUACGGUCAGAUUGUAAUUUUAUAUUAUCGAGAAUUUAGUUUAGAGCCAACCAAAUAAAAAAUUAACAUUUUUUUCAAUUUCCAAAAUGCUUUAUUGGUAUGUGUUCUAAAUGGGAAAAAUUUUGUAAAAUUCAAUGCUCAAAUUAUCGCUUGCGUCAAAAUCAUUUUCUGGAAAGUGAUUUUACAAAUUGCAAUAAAAACAUUUGAAGUAUAAAGCUAUUCCAUCUAUUCCUACCUCUCAUCUGCCUUCAUUGUCUACAUCCAUUUAUGAAGAUCACACUUAUGCCUUAGUUCAUGAUUGUAUACAAAACCAAGAACAUUCAUAUGCAUUAAUACAGGUAUAAAGGACACUGAUAUGAUAGUCGAGAACCAUCAAGUUGAUAGCUUGAGUGUUCAAACCAUAACAUUUAUUUACUUGGGGUAUGUUCUGUGUACAGAUGUUUCUUUUAUUGUUCUUAUUAACAGACAAUAAAACCUUUUUUAUUACGA